Molecule: messenger RNA, 617 nt
Organism: Grus americana (Whooping crane)
Lineage: Eukaryota; Metazoa; Chordata; Aves; Gruiformes; Gruidae
Product: glutaredoxin-1-like
Exons: 3
Coding region: 74-379 (101 amino acids)
Source: RefSeq, a predicted model, not a curated record
GAUUGCUGCUGUCCCGUCUGCCUGCGAACUCGCUGGUGAAGGGCAUCUCUCCUGGUCCUCUCGAGAAAGCAGCAUGGCUGACACGUUCAUCAGGAACUGUAUCAGGGAUGACAAAGUAACCCUGUUCAUAAAGUCAGGCUGCUCUUACAGCAGGAAUGCCCUGGACCUGCUCAAGAGUUUUACCUUCGUACCCGGAGGCCUGCAAGUUGUGGACAUUACUGCGAGGGAGGACGUCCAGAACUACUUCAAGCAAAGAAUGGGGCAAACAAGCACCCCGCACGUGUUCAUUGGGAAACACUGCGUCGGAGGAUUUUCCGACCUGCAGAGCGUGUGCUGCGACCUCCCCAGAAUGCUGCAGCAGAUCGGCGCCCUGCGCUAGAUGAAGGGAGAAGGAUGACCGUGAGCUGCGGCCUCCCCACUGUGAAACGCGCGCUUCUCGGAGCAAAUUCCUUGCUACUGCCUCUCGCGAGAUGAAAUGCAGCUCUUUGGCCAAUGCAGCUUCUUUUCCUCUCCUUGGUCAAUGCUCCGACACGUUAACAGCUCCGCACCUUUUCUGCAGCUCUGGGAAGACGUCCAGACGUGAUCUGAUUCAGCUCAAUAAAGUACGCUUGCUCUCA